AGAAGCACUGCAGCCCCAGAGAGGGAGAGAGGGAGAGGGAGAGAGAGGUUGGGAGCUGGGGAAGGUUCCUCGGGAUGCAUUCGGACUGCAGGCUGCUUCUGGGGCGCAGGCGAGGGAGAGGGGCAUGGUGAGCAUCCCAGGGAACCCGCUGCCCCGGGCGGCUCUGGCGGCCUCUUCCCUGUGGCUGCUCCUCUUCUGGCUCAGGAGGGACGCAGAGGCUCAGAAAGGUGAUGGAUGUGGUCAUACAGUUUUAGGACCCGAAAGCGGAACUUUUACAUCAAUAAACUACCCAUACGCCUAUCCUAACAGCACAGUUUGUGAAUGGGAGAUUCGAGUAAAGCCCGAGCAAAGAGUUCAACUUAAAUUUGGAGAUUUUGACAUUGAUGAUUCAGAUUCUUGCCAUUUUAAUUAUGUGAGAGUUUAUAACGGAAUUGGACCCACAAGGACAGAAAUAGGAAAAUACUGUGGUUUAGGCUUACAGAUGGACAAUUUAAACGAAUCAAAGAGUAACGAAGUUACAGUGCAGUUCAUGAGUGGCAUACAUUUCUACGGACAUGGAUUUCUUGCAUCUUACUCAACCACUGACAAACCAGAUUUAAUAACAUGUUUAGACACUGCAAGUCACUUCUCUGAGCCAGAAUUCAGUAAAUACUGUCCAGCUGGAUGUGUGCUUCCUUUUGCUGAAAUUUCUGGGACUGUUCCACAUGGUUAUAGAGAUUCAUCUUCACUUUGUAUGGCUGGUGUACAUGCAGGAGUAGUGUCCAAUGUUCUGGGUGGUCAGAUAAAUGUUGUAAUCAGCAAAGGCAUUCCAUAUUAUGAGAGUUCUCUGGCUAACAAUGUAACAUCAAAAGUAGGACCACUCUCUUCAGGUCUCUUCACAUUCAAAACUAGUGGUUGCUAUGGGACAUUAGGAAUGGAGUCUGGAGUAAUUGCUGAUUUGCAGAUUAAUGCAUCAUCAUUUCUCGAAUGGCCUGAGCAAAUGGGUCAGCCAAGCACCUGGAAGCCAGAAAGAGCCAGGUUGAAAAGGCCUGGACAUUCUUGGGCAGCUUUUACCAAUGAUGAAUAUCAGUGGUUGCAAAUAGACCUAAACAAAGAACAGCGAAUAACAGGUAUCAUUACUACUGGCUCCACCUUAGCAGAGUACCAUUAUUAUGUCUCUGCCUACAGGAUUCUUUACAGCAAUGAUGCACAGAAGUGGACAGUAUAUAGAGAACCUGGCAUUGAGAGGGAUAAGGUAUUUCAAGGCAACACUGGAUAUUACCAAGAAGUUCGUAAUAACUUCAUUCCAUUCAUUAUUGCUCGGUUUAUUAGAAUAAACCCUUUAAAAUGGCACCAGAAAAUUGCAAUGAAAGUGGAACUGCUAGGAUGUCAGUUUAAUUUUGUUCGAGCUCCAAGACCUACAGUACCUCCACCACCCAGGAGCAGCAAUGAUUUUUCUUUGCAGACUGAUAAAACAACCUUCACCCCUAAAAUCAAGAACACUACUGUAACUCCAAGUGUAACCAAAGAUGUGGCAUUGGUAGCUGUCCUUGUUCCUGUGUUGGUCAUGGUCUUUACCACUCUCAUCUUGAUAUUAGUUUGUGCAUGGCAUUGGAGAAACAGAAAGAGAAAAUCAGAAGGAACCUAUGAUAUACCUUAUUGGGAUCGUGCAGGUUGGUGGAAAGGAAUGAAGCAGUUUCUUCCUGCCAAGAGUGCAGAGCAUGAGGAAACACCUGUUCGUUACAGCAGCAGUGAAGUUGGUUGCCUUCGAUCAAGAGAAGUUACAACCAUGUUACAAACUCAGUCAGCAGAGUAUGCACAGCCACUUGUAGGAGGAAUUGUUGGCACACUUCAUCAGAGGUCAACCUUUAAACCAGAAGAAGGAAAAGAAGCAAGCUAUGCUGGUAUGGAUCUGUAUAACUCACCUGAACAAGAAAUUUAUCAUGCCUAUGCUGAACCAUUACCAAUAAAUGGACCAGAAUAUGCAACGCCAAUAGUAAUGGAUAUGUCAGGUCAUCCUGCAGCUGCUCCGGGUAUUUCAUCUGUAUCUACUUUCAAAACUUCAGGGAAUCAAGCCCCGCCGCUAGUGGGAGGUUACAAUAAACUUCUUUCUGGUACUGAUAAUUCAUCAUCAACACAUGUACUCUAUGAUACACCAAAGGGAGUGCCAGGAGUCAGUUCUUCUGAUGAACUGGUAUACCAGGUACCACAGAACACACAGCAUUCCACAGGAAAUAAAGAAGAUGUUAGUUAAAGUGACUUCUAAGAAUUCAGUCCUUUGGAAGUGAUGUAAGACAUUUUUGAUAUGUGUUGGGCAAAAAUGAUCUCUAGGCCCAGAAACAUGAGUAAAGUGCUCCUUUGUGGGUCUCUACACAACUACUGCUUUCCACAAAAUGAUGGGCUUUCCACUCGCUACUGAUGGAAACCGCAUUCUUUGUUCGACAGGCAUGAGAAGCAUAAAGAUGCUUAAUCACCGAGUGUAAUUAUGUAUGUCACUAAAGACAGCUAGAUAAUCAGCUUCCAUUGUGUGUUGCCAAAUUGCCAAAAAGACGGUACUGUUCUGGGCUGAUGCCUCAGUCACUGAUGCCUCAGUACUAGUAUUUCAUAUUAUUGUUUUAAUAGACAGAUCGUUUACAGAUUCGUAUUUCUAUAUAUAAUGUAGUUAAAGUGAAAUGACUGCCCUAAUUUCUGAAAAAGGAGUAAGUCCUUUUUCCGCCCAUUUUUAAAAAUAGGUCCUAAAUCCUUUUGGUAGUGCAACUAAAAUACAGUCACUGAACUCAUUGGAUGUUGGUUCACCAUUCAGGAAUUGAUUCAGUGUUUAUAUUCUAGCUGAGACUAGCCAAUAGGAUUCUAGAUGUAUAUGAAAAAGAAAGUUACCUGAAAUGGAUUAAAACAUACAGUAUGGUAGUGCUUUUUUAAAAAAAAAAUCAUGGAGAUACUUGGAAAAUUUUUUGGCAAUUAUUACUCUGCCAAACACCAGUGAGUAUUCUGUGAUCAUCCUUCAAGGGGAUGAUUUCAUUUAAAUGCUGUUUCGCUUGCUUGUUUAGAUAUUGCUGCUGUUAUUUCCAUUUACUAGGAAGCAGGUUUCCGAAAAAUGAUUCAGGCAUGUAUUUCGACUAAGACACACUAUUUCUCCAAAAUCAUUUCCACUUGCCUUUCAUCUCCUCUGUUCACCAAGUCUAUAGCUGGCUUUGACUUUCAGCCUCAGAUGCCCAAUACAAUAUAGCAGUGGUUCCCAACCUUUGGAUUUCCCAAUGUUUUAGACCAGCUCCCAUAAUUCCUGAUGGUUGGCCAAGUUGCCUGGUGUGUCUGAGAUUUGAAGUCCAAAAGAAAUGGAGGACCAAAGGUGGGGAAUCACUGCAAUAUGGGGAUAAAAAUACUGAUUUGCAUUUUGGGACUGAUGUGAUGUGAUCUGGGUAUUGAACGUGCAGUAGAAAGACCAAGAAUUAUUACAUGGCCAGAGGGGCUCUCUUAACUGAAAGUCUAGACAUAGAUUCUGCAUGAAAGUUGUAGCUAGGAUGACAUAGCUACAAUCUGUCUUCUGAUAUGAUUCCCUAAAAUCCACCUUAAAAGUCUGGCAGCCACAGCAGCUGAAGGAGUUCUGCAGCACUGGGAAGCACGGCACUGAAGACUGCAAGAAGCAGCAGCAGAGAUCCCCUUGUGGCCCUGAUGCAAUUGCUUGUCAUGCUGCACCUCACUGGUAGGAGGGGACUGAAUGCAUCAUCCUUCAACAUCCUGCUCACCGGUGCCUCAAAGGUUUUUCAGUUGGUUUGGUUGCCUGGCUUUUAAGGUGGGUUUUUGGGGGCCAUUGGCUAUACUGUCUAGUUUACAAACAGCUAGCAUAUGUAGUGGUUUGCGCAUUCAACUGUGACUGGAGACGACGGUUUGAAUCCCUGCUCAGCCAUGGAAAUUCACCAUAGGCCAGUCACAGGCUCUCAGCCUGUCAUAGUUUCACCUUAGGGUCACCAUAACUUUGAAAUGACUUGAAGGCACACAACAACAAAAAGCCAGUUUUUGACAGAGUUCCAGCUGUAAUUUGUAAAAAUCACAAAACGUUCUACAAUUUCUCCCAAUAGUAAAAAACUUGAAAAUAUUUUAAAUAAAUUAAAUGUCUUUUUAAGACAUUGUAAGGUGUUUAAUUCUGUAAAAUCUAAGCACAUAAACAUAUUGUGGGUGUAAAUCAAGGCUUCUGUACAUCCAUAUUUGCACAGUAGUCCCCUAAUUUUAGUUGUUUCUAUGCCUUAAGAAAAACAUGUAUACAUUCACAACCUAGAAGCUAUAGAAUGUCAAAUCUGUUGGCUAUGAAAUUUAAAACUAUGGACAUUUUGUGUAGUGUGCAAUAGUUGAAGAUUGUUUUGACUCACCCCUCCCUGGUUUGUCAAACUUUUCUUUUUUUGUCUAGGGCUAAAAAUACAUCACCUUCCAAAUUUUAUUGAGUAUUUUACCUUAUUUUUAUUUUAUACUUGAAGCAGGUAGUGGCACAAUGCAAAUUAUUAAGAACAUAACUAGAUAGCAUUGCAGGCCAGACUCCAUCUUUGCCACGUUUAAAUGCAUAUGGAGAAAAAAAGCACACGAGAAGAAAGCUUCGAUUUUAUUGUAGUAUGACAGCACUGUCUUGACAGUGUAGAAUAGAUAAAUGUGACAUCUUUCUCUAUAUGCAAUAGCCCAGUUUUAUGGACUUUAAAUGUUUUAUGAGUGCAUAAUUCAAAAUAACAUAUUGUAUUUUUCUUGUGGUCUGUAUUGUUAAAUGCACAAUAUGUCAAUCUAGGUAGCUGACAAGGUUAACCACGACAAUCACAGCUGUUAAAUUUAUGUAGUACACCUUAACACACCCAAUUUCAACAGCAUAGAAUACUGGUUUGUGCCUUGUUCCAUUUAUAUAUAUAUAUAUUAAUUUAUAAUAGUGAUACAUAACUUAUUUUUAUUCUGUAACUGCGGUACACCAAGCUAAACAUGGCCUAAGAAAAUUUUCACAAUAUCUGUAUAUAUAGAUUAUAUUCUAUGGCCUAUUCUAUAAAUUGAUCCAACUGCUAUUAGUAAAUAUUUGAUAAAUUGGGCUAAUUAGGUUUGUUAUGAAUAUUAAAAAUCUAUUCUCUCAGAGUCUAUCCCUUUUAUGUUUAUUAGACUCAUGUUGGACUAUUCUUAAAGAAUUGCAUUGUUGGAAAGGCUGAGCUCUCACGUCAAGAGAUGUAACUAUGGGGACAUCUCUAUAUGGAGAUGUCUUGAUGUUAGUUGUACUUUUGAAGCUGUGUAUCUACUGCUCCCAGUUAGGUUUGUAAAUCCUGUAUGGUCUUGUCAAAAACCUGUUACAACUGUCCAUUUCCAUAUUCCUGCAACCAGGAGAGGGCUGGAUGCAUCAUAACUACCUUCCUGUCUAGCACAUCAGAAAUGGCCAUUGGGGAGGGAAGCUGUGGGGCUUCAAAGGCAGGAUUUGUGGGGCAUUUUUGGUAAUUGUGAUUGUGCAACAACCAUAAAUGUGAAAAUGAAUAAUUACAAUGUCCUAAAUCAGGCUGAACAGCAUUAAGACUAUAGAAUUAACAGCGUUAAAAACAAGGUUAGUCUCAGCUCAUUUCCGAAUUCCUGGUGGAAUGCAAGAAUGUAGGUUUGAUGGAUACUGAAAAUUUCCUUAAAAGGGUGUUUUCUGUUCAGUGUAAACACAUGGUAGUUGUUUUUUUAAAGAAAUACGAGCUUUUAAAAAUAUUUAAUUUGAACCUUGGAAAAAUUAGGAGUAGUUUUAUCUGUGUGUACCAUGACAAAGUCUAGGGUUUUGUGUAUGUGAGGUUUUAUAUAAAACCAAUGUUUAUAUCCAGUACACCACAAAAAGCCACCAUAGGGCUGCAUUCCAAGUUUGUUUACUGGAAUUAUGCACACAGAUAUAUUUGUGCAAAGUGCCUAGUUAGAAGUGCAUGUCCUAAACCCAUUUUUUUUUUAAACAAACAAGCCAGCCCUCACCUAGAUGUUGCAGUAUAAGCCAGUCAACACAUGAAAUAUUACAAGAAUAUAAAAGGAACUGUGCAUGAAGCUUGGAAUGUAUCCAACAUUUAAUAAGUCAUUGUGAAAACAGCUUUCUUGGCUUACUGUCCUGUAUUUUAGACACUUAAGUUAUUGAUUCCUGAAUGUAAGACACACACAGCACAAACAACUAUCAUAUUACAUGUUUUUGAUUUUUGGUCCAAUGUUGGUAUUGUUUUUCUUAAAUUGAUGCUAGGGGUCUUUGUUAUAAGUGCAAGUGAGAUGGGUACAAAUAAUGUGUUAUUUUCUUAGAAUGUACUUUCUUACCUCAGCAUGUUCUGUAGUCACUCUGUAUUUGUAUAUGUUGUUAGAAUUUAGAUAAUAUGAAUAGCAAUGUUUAUGUAUGUGUUAAAAUCUUUUAAAUAAAAUGCACAAUGUGGAAGUUA
Molecule: messenger RNA, 6377 nt
Organism: Sceloporus undulatus (fence lizard)
Lineage: Eukaryota; Metazoa; Chordata; Lepidosauria; Squamata; Phrynosomatidae
Gene: DCBLD2
Product: discoidin, CUB and LCCL domain containing 2
Exons: 15
Coding region: 125-2233 (702 amino acids)
Source: RefSeq, a predicted model, not a curated record